Molecule: messenger RNA, 1785 nt
Organism: Drosophila takahashii
Lineage: Eukaryota; Metazoa; Arthropoda; Insecta; Diptera; Drosophilidae
Product: CWF19-like protein 1 homolog
Biological process (GO): mRNA splicing, via spliceosome
Cellular component (GO): post-mRNA release spliceosomal complex
Molecular function (GO): RNA lariat debranching enzyme activator activity
Source: RefSeq, a predicted model, not a curated record
AUGCAACAAGUUGGCAGCACUAGUUAAAUUUUAUUGGUUUGGAAAUCGAUUGCGCACUUAUCGAUAACCAUGGACGCGGGCACCAAAAUAUUAGUUGUGGGCGAUGUGCGGGGUCGCUUCAAGCAACUUUUCCAGCGCGUGGAGCAGGUCAACAAAAAGGCGGGACCCUUUGAAAUUCUGUGUUGUGUGGGCGACUUUUUCGGCGACGACAAACAGAACGAGGAACUGAUUGCCUACAAAAAUGGAUUCAAGCAUAUCACCGUGCCCACCUAUAUCCUGGGACCCAACCAGAAGGAUCAUGCGAAAUACUUCGAAAACCUGGCGGACGGUGAGAUCUGCACCAAUCUCACAUAUCUCGGCCGUCGUGGAGUCUACACGCUGAGCAGUGGUGUCAAAAUAGCCUACUUAAGUGGCUCGGAGGCAGAAGAUUCCUCUGGCUCGGAGCACGAGUUCACCAAAGCCGAUGUCAUCGCCGUCAGGAACUCGUGUUUGGUGUCCAAGAACUGCUCCACGGAGUACCGGGGAGUGGAUGUGCUCCUCACAUCGCAGUGGCCAUUCGGCAUGCAGGAGAAGGAAAACGCCACCGCCUCCAAGUUGGUUUCCUUUCUCUGCCGUGAGAUCAAGCCGCGCUAUCACUUCUGUGCCAUGAAUGGAACCCACUACGAAAGUGCUCCCUUUCGCAUGCCCAAGGAUGAGACCACACAGUUCGAGCUGUGCACUCGCUUCAUUUCCCUGGCGGAAGUGGGCAAUGCCGAGAAAGCCAAGUACAUUUACGCACUCAGCCUUAAGCCGGUGGACAAAUCACGUUUACUGGACUUGGUGCAGAAGACCACCAACGAAAUACCAUGCCCCUUUAUUGGUUUAGACUUGGGCGGAGCCAUCAACAAGAACGAUUCGUCUGAAAGUAAACAGUUUUUCUUCGACAUGGAUGGUGGCAGUCGUAAGCGACAAAGCGGUGAUAAUAACAGAAGAGAUAAGCGUCCUAGAAUCCCUCAGAUUGAGCAAGAUAAAUGCUGGUUCUGUUUAUCCUCACCCGAUGUGGAAAAACAUCUCAUUAUCACUGUGGGCGAACACUUUUACCUAGCUCUGGCCAAAGGACCCAUUAACAAGCAUCAUGUCAUGAUAUUGUCCACCAAACAUGUGCCCUGCGCCGCUCAACUGAGCGAAGAUGAUUGGGAGGAGCUAAACAAGUUCAAGGCCGCUUUGCGAAAGUUCUUCAAGUCCUUGGGACAAGUUGUGUGCUUCACUGAACGCCACUACAAGUCGGUACACCUGCAAAUCAAUGCGCUGGCCUUUGAAGAAGGCUAUGCCUGGAAGAUAAAACAUAGUUUCGAGGACAAAGCGGAGGAGUUUAAUCUGGAAUUUGAGACCUUACCGCCACUAGAUUCGGAAAAAAUGCUACCGGAAAUGGGACCUUACUUCCUGGCCGAGUUGCCCGACGACAGCACUCUUAUUACGCGACAAAUGAAACAUUUUCCCAUUCAUUUUGCCAGAGACGUUUUCUGUUCGGAAAAUCUCCUAAACUGCGAUGAGAAAGUCAACUGGAAGGAUUGCCUUCUCGACAAGGAAGAAGAAGUGGCGUAUGUUGAAGAUUUUCGAAAGGCUUUUGCGCCUUUUGAUUUUACAGACGAUUAAGCAAAGAACACGCUGUAUGUAUAUAUAGUAAAAAUUUCAUUUCGGUUGUAAUUGCUGAGCCCAUGCUAACAGUUCAUCCAUAUAAAUGCUAAAACUACAAUUUAAUUAAAAAACGUACUCGUAAAGUCGACGCAAUCGAGUGAUUUAGGA